UGCCGCGUCGUGCCUUUCUGGGUUCUUUCAAUGGGGGGAGAAGAAGAUAUCAUCUUAGAGACUAGAAAUUAAAACCCCGAACUCUCUCUCUCCUUCCCAAUCUCCUCCCUUUCAAUUCCUCCAAUCUCCACCGUCGGUCUCCAGGUAACUCGUUCCCAAACGAUCAGCGUCUAGGGUUUUUCCGUUGGUCUGAGAGAAAUCAGGGCUGAUUUCUCUGAUACUGUCUUCUUCUUCUAGUACUUUUGAAGCGAAUCUCGGAUCGGAUGGGGAAGGGAUCGAAGAUGGGCUGCAAAUCGGCGUCCCACCAGCUCUUCAAAGACAAGGCCAAGAACCGCGUCGACGAUCUGCAGGGCAUGUUCACGGAUCUGCAGUUCGCACGGAAGGAGAGCCGUGUGAGCGAUGUCGCCGUGCUGGAGGAGCAGGUCCACCAGAUGCUGCGUGAGUGGAGGGCCGAACUCAACGAGGCCUCUCCCGCUUCGUCCCUGCACGGGAAUAGUCUGGGUUCGUCGAAUCUGUCUUCAGAUAUCCGGCGUCUGUUGCAGCUAUGUGAGGAGGAAGACGAUGCGACAAGUGCGUUAGCAGCACCAGCAGGCCCGAAGCCUGAGCCUGAUGUGCAUGGUGUUCAAGUUGGAGGAGAUAACGCUGCCUUUCAAGAUGCAUCCUUGCAGGAAUAUUUUGUGAAUCAGGCACCACAAGCAUGUGGCUUUCAAGAAGUUGAUCAUUGCAAAGGCACCCCUUCUGCGGGGUUGCACCACACUGUCAUGAAUACUCAGUUGGAGUAUCAUCAAUUUGAUCUGCAUCAAGACUUUCCGCAUAACAUUUUUAUUGGUUGCUAUGGUACUGGGCAAUGCGGAGAGGAUGCUAUUCCUAAUAUUUCCACCUUCCCACCAAGAAUAUGCCCUUCGCCCUCUGCUUUCCUAGGGCCAAAAUGUGCACUCUGGGACUGUCCCAGGCCUGCACAAGGAGCAGACUGGUGUCAAGACUAUUGCAGUAGUUUUCAUGCUACUCUAGCAAUGAAUGAAGGUCCACCUGGUAUGACUCCGGUCCUUCGACCUGGGGGCAUUGAUCUGAAAGAUGGUCCUCUCUUUGCUGCUCUCACUGCAAAGACGCAAGGAAAAGAUGUGGGUAUUCCAGAAUGUGAGGGAGCUGCAACUACAAAGUCUCCGUGGAAUGCUCCUGAGCUCUUCAAUCUUUCCGUUCUUGAGGGUGAGACUAUUAGGGAAUGGCUCUUCUUUGAUAAGCCACGAAGAGCCUUUGAGAGUGGGAACAGAAAGCAAAGAUCAUUGCCUGAUUACAGUGGGCGUGGUUGGCAUGAAUCAAGGAAGCAAGUGAUGAAAGAAUUUGGAGGGCUGAAGAGGUCUUACUACAUGGACCCACAGCCAUUGAACAAUUUUGAAUGGCAUCUCUAUGAGUAUGAAAUCAAUAAUUGUGAUGCUUGCGCUUUAUAUAGGCUUGAACUCAAGCUUGUUGAUGCAAAGAAGAGCCCCAAAGGAAAAGUAAGCAGUGAUUCCCUUGUGGAUCUACAGCAACAGAUGGGGAGGCUGUCUGCUGAGUUUCCCGCAGAUAACAAGAGGUCUGUUAAGGGUAGAGCAAAAGCUAAUCCAAAGGACAGCGCUGGGAAUGUUUAUCCUGCUCCAAACCAGAUGGCUCCUGUAAAUGAAAAUAUUGGGUAUGAAGUAAAUGUACCGUACGGUUAUUUGGUUGAGAGUCUAAAUGACUACUAUGGAACAUAAACGAGGAGUUUCUGGAAGCACAAUGAAGGAGGCAGCAUUUUAUUAUCCGUAGCUGAUGUGCUUCACUUUAAACAACUGACUGGCUGCAAUUUCCUGAAAAGUCAUCAAUUUUCAGUUUCUGGUCUUCUAUAACACUAAGCCAACCUCAUCAUUUGUGGGGGACAUUGCACAUAGUCUACUGGCAUCUGGAAGUGUUGCUGUUUUAGUGUUCUUCUGGAUGCCAGAGUAUUAUCUAUGGUGCUGAUUGGUGGACAACAGUCAACACAGUCUUUAACUGUAUAACUGUAUUUGCUCGAUACAGUCUUUAACUGGGAGUAGGAGGACAAGGGUAAAUGUUAUGUGACAAAUAGUGUCACCAGAAUUGUAUAGAGAGGAGGGUGCAAAUGUGGCGACAGGUUUUUCCUCGCAUUGCAUAUAAUUAGUACUUUCCAUGUCCACUAUAAGAGCUGACCCUGCUUCGGAAAGGGCUUGCUAAGAUCCUUGUAUGGCGAUGCUAAUAAAUACAAUGUUCUCUGGGUUGACUGUUUGUCCA
Messenger RNA from Magnolia sinica, 2265 nucleotides. Its product is annotated as transcription factor VOZ1. The transcript has 4 exons. Gene Ontology annotation, biological process: regulation of DNA-templated transcription; positive regulation of long-day photoperiodism, flowering. The record is from RefSeq and is a predicted model, not a curated record. The coding region runs from base 264 to 1733 and encodes 489 amino acids. NCBI's taxonomy places the organism in Eukaryota, Viridiplantae, Streptophyta, Magnoliopsida, Magnoliales, Magnoliaceae.